UCAGUCAGUGUUUGGCGGCAGCAGUCCUGGCAUGGCGGGGGGGCUGCUCGGCCUCUGCUCGGCAUCCAGCCGCGGCGAUGUCGUGGUGGCCCAUCCCACUGAUGAAUGGUCCGACACAGUGCGGCCCUUCCGCUGUGGCCGCGCACGGUCAGCAUCGAUGGCCGACAUGGUGGGCGACACGGGACACCUCCACUCGCCCCCAUGGUGGUCCUCCUGAGCGUGUAACGGCCCCCCAGGAGGCAUUAUCAGCUGACUGCACACACACACACACACACAGAGAGACAAAGGGAGAGGCGUGUGCAGUGCAAAGCAGUGGUGGUGACAUUGAUGGCCUUGCUUGAAGGCACUAAUUACGGAGUCAGGAUGGAUGGCUCGUCGCGGCACUUCUGGGGAGAGUAAUCGGUCGAGAAGGGCGUGUGCGUGAAAUGAACCGACCCAGCCUGCACACACACAGACAAACAAGAGAGCUCUCCCUCCGUGUGUGGGCGUCUCUGUGUGUGUGUGCCGGGGGGGUGGGGUGGGAGGUGCUUACGUCAUCCUCGUUAGCCCGUCUGUUGUUUAUCAUGGCGUUGAGGUGUGCGGCGGCGAUCUCGGCUUUGGCCGGGUCGUCGCGGUACUUGAUGACGUCAUCCAGAAAACCCAACUCGCCACGCAGCGUGUCGUGCCUGAUGGAUGCGAUGCGAUGGAUGGGGGGAUGGACCACAUGCAUAUUGACUAACCACUCUCCUCUCUCGUGUGUGUGGGUGUGCAUGGCUUGCCGGUACUGGACUCGCAUGUUGGGAAGGUUGGUGUGCCUGGCUGAGUUGCCUGCCGGCCCCGGCCGCUUGUAGCUGGAACCAAGCCAAUGACGCUUGUACUGAGGCUCGAAGUUGCUGCCCAGACAAUCAAGGCACAGCACAUACCAACCAAUGUCCCUCCCUCCCUCGCCUCGUGUGUGUGUGUGUGUGUGUGCUGUGCGUACCUCAUGAGCACAGACAGCCUGGCGAUUUCACAGAGAUCCACGUUGGACAUCUUCCACACAUGCUGACCUCACACAGACAGAGAGACACCGACAUCCUCCAUCCAUCCAUGAGUGUGUGUGUGUGUGUGGUGGCCUACGGCAGCGAUUGAGUACUCCUCCAGCAGCGGUUCGUCGGUGUAGUGGAACAUGAGAGGGUCGUCGGUCGACAGAGACACGUUCAUGCCGAUCUUGAAGUACUGCGGGAAGGGAUUCUUCGCUGUGUGCCAUAAACACACACACACACACACACAUAAAGAGACGCCUGCCUGCAUUUGUAUGUUUGGGUGCGUGUGCGUGUGUGUAUGUGUAUGUUCCGGGGGGGUGGGGUGGUAGGAUAGCAUAGCAACCACACCAAGUUCCAGGAAGAGUGCGUUGUUUGAGAGCGGCGACAUGGCCAGGCCGAUCUGCUUGAGGUAGAAGAGAUACUGAAGCACCGGGCUCUUCUUCAACUACACAACACAUAGAGGGAGGGAGGCAUUGAGGCACCCAGCCAAGCAGCCACAGCACAGCACAGCCACUCAAUCAAUCCAUCAGCACGUCCCUCACGUACCAUAAUGCCGUGGUUGAUGGACUCGGCCAGCAGGUAUGUGCUCGCCAGGUGGGAUAUCGACCCCGCCUCACCCGAAUGAGGCCUACCACACCCCGAUGACAUGACAUGAGAUUGCGAGGAGAGGCAGACACACAACACAUGCCGGCCGGGUGAUGUGAUGCCAGGUGGUGUCUGUCUGUGUGUGCCGUGUCGUGCGUGCCACGGACCUGUAGGCCAUAGUGCGCAAUCCCCUGGCGGUGAGCAGCUCGUUCAGAGCCCGGAUGUUGGCGUACAUGUAAUACAUCCUACAGAUAGAUAGAUAACCACACACCCCGUGGUGUGUUGUGUUGACUUUGACUGACUGACUGACCAGUAUGAGUAUGGCGGGUUGUGUGGCUGCGUCCAGUCCUCAGGGUCGGGCAGCUCACCGCCCUCGGUGGUGAACUUUGACAUGACCGACUCGUCGUCGACUGAGUCCCAGCCAGUCACCUGCACAUGUGGAUGGAUGAAUCGAUGGAUGGAUGGAUGGGUGGACAACACAAACACACACCGAGCGGCAUGUCCGUCUGUCUGUCUGUCUGACCUGGUGGAGCGCCAUGAAGACGUCCCGGUUGGCUUCUGGGUUGACGACCGCCUCGAACACGGGCCUAGAAUCAAGGUUGACAACAUACAUACGAGUGUAGUGUCCUGCUGUCUGUGUGGCUGUGUGUGUUGGUCUGGUGUGUGGCUCCCUCCCUCACUGGAAGAUGUUCCUGAGCAUGUCGGCGAAUGUGUUGACGACGCCCAUCUUCUUGUAGAGCCCAAACAACCGGGGCACCUGGAUCAUCCACCGCAC
Messenger RNA from Vitrella brassicaformis, 2364 nucleotides. The record is from the annotation of a GenBank genome assembly. NCBI's taxonomy places the organism in Eukaryota, Vitrellaceae.